Colletotrichum truncatum is the source of this 1455-nucleotide messenger RNA. The record is from RefSeq and is a predicted model, not a curated record. NCBI's taxonomy places the organism in Eukaryota, Fungi, Ascomycota, Sordariomycetes, Glomerellales, Glomerellaceae.
AUGGAGCAGAGUCUGCAAAGGAUUGAUUUCCGCCUUCUUCAAGGCUGCUGUCUUGAGGCAGAGCGCGCUGAUCUUGUAUCGGUGAACCUGGAAGGUCUCCGCCUCUCCCUGCCAGAGAACUACGGCGGUCACCUCGCUGCACUCGUCGAAGAGAUGCGGAGUUGUGCAAGGAUACUUCGAAGCUUGGCCGAUCUGUCCCAGAUGCAUUUCAAUCGCGUACCAAUCCUUCUCAACUACCUCAACAUAGUUCUACCAUGUCUAUCCAGAACGCUACGCGACAUCACCACAUUUUACGAGACCCGCACUUUGAGCAAGGAGAUGCGAUGGCGGAAAAUGUACCACACCCUCACACAGGAGGUUGGCGGCUUACCUCUUCCCCAACGCUUUGUGCUCUAUAAUCACUUCUUGACAUGCCUGAAGCAUCUGCUCACAAGAUCUCCAAACUUCGACCUCAACGGUCUAGAGAACCUGCGAAAGAGAAUUAUUAGUUUGCGAGAAGCGAGAGGCAUUGCGACGCCAACAGCACAAGUUGGGCCCGUUCUCCGACCUGAAAAUAUGCUCUUGCCGGCGCUUCAAGACCCCAAUGCGCAUUGGGCUGAGCAGAUAUUCUCGCUCCCUCUGCCAUCUCGGACUGCCCUGAAGCAUAAUAGACCCUCAGAGGCACGCGGCAACCUCAUGGCGUGGGGCCAGCUGAACAUUCCAAAAGAGAUCAAGAUGCUAUUCAGACGACCUUUUGAUGAAGACCGUCUCUCGUUGAUGGUGUAUCUCAACCUGGUGAACCAGACACCUUACAUGCUUAUCCGGCAGUUUCACCAGGGCGCCCCAUGGUUCACUCUCCGCGGCACUCAUGAACUUGUCAUACACCGUGAGGGUAGCGCGCUGCAGCUUAACCGAUGGAGUCAGGUGGAUAAUGUACCCAAGCUUUGGGCCGCUCUCUGCUUCAAGACUUGGGAAGGCAAGCACAACUUGGCUGUCAACGCAUUUUUGUUCCAUUGCACCUUUGUCUCUUUGAAGGCCCGAAAUCUCCUAACCGUCAGCAUGAACGCCCGAGAAUUCAAGGUGUCUGGCGAAUCAAGACUCUUCCAAGCGCAAAUCAUUGAUGAUGGCUUCAAACACUCUCUCAUAGUGUACCAAGAUGUGGCAACCAAAGGCCUCCGUCUGCACGCCGCGGUGUGGGAAGGCGAACUCCGUCAGUGUCCAGUUUGGACGGCAUUUGUAACCCACCAGUCUGCGUCCCGAACGUGGCUACACCGUAAAUCUCGCCAUCGCAUAUGGCUCAAAGAUAUUCAACUCUACGUCUUCUGCCAUCGUUACCGCCAGCAAAACCAACGAAAGGGUCAGGCCGGCGCCUUUGAGAUCAACUUCGUCUCCGACGUAGGGGCCACGCGGUUCCGGCAGGUGUUCUUCCCGGAACCGGAACCCCCGCAAGCCAUCGAAGACGGGAAGGAGAAAUAG